ACACCACGCCAGACCAUCGCACCUGCACUCUCCCCCAACGACAUCGACAACCACAGCGUCAUCUCCGCAGCCGCGCCGCUUCCAUCCACUCCGACCGCAGCCGCAGCCCAUCACAAACUUGUCGCAACACUUGGUCCUGGGCUACUUCACCAGACCACCACACAUCAUGUCGGCCGCUGCCCAACAACAAGGCACUGCCCGCGGCACCCGCCUGGUGACUGUCAAGGUCGUCUUCCUGGGCGACUCCGCGGUCGGAAAGAGCUCCAUGGUCCUCAGAUAUGUCAAGAACUCGUUCGAUCCCUACAAGGACUCCACCAUCGGCGCCGCCUUCCUGACACAAACCGAGACGAUCAACCCGACGACCGCCGUCAAGUUCGAGAUCUGGGAUACUGCGGGUCAGGAGCGGUACAGAUCGCUGGCCCCCAUGUACUACAGGAAUGCGCCUGGCGCCGUUGUUGUUUACGACAUCACCCAGGCUGCGUCCUUCGAUAAGGCCAAGCAGUGGGUCAAGGAGCUGAAGCGCAACGCCGACGAGAACAUUGUCAUCGGACUGGCCGGAAACAAGCUGGACCUCGUCACUGAGCAGCCCGACAAGCGCGCCAUCCCAACAGCUGACGCUGAGGCUUAUGCCAACGAGGCCGGGCUUAUUUUCUUCGAGACAUCUGCACGGACAUCGGAGAACGUCCGCGAGCUAUUUACCGCCAUCGCCAACAAGGUGCCUCUAGACCAGCCUCGCAACAAUCGCCAGGGCAUCAACCUCGGCCAGUCUUCCCCAGCUACUCAGCAGCCCGAGCGAUGCAGCUGCUAGACGGUUUUAUGAAUCACUGCUCCUCAGCCAUGCCCUAUUACUUGGUAAAGAUGCUGCGGAACUGGACUGCCGACACUCUAUGGUGGUGACACCUGUUGGGACUCUGCGUUAGGCAUAGACGACCUCUUCGUGAGAGUUGGUCACGAUGAUGAAGCACGAAGGACACCAUGAACAGCAUCCAUGGCAGGCUGGCUCGAGUGUGUUCCGGAGGGGCCUGUAUAUAAGAAGGAAGGAGUCUUUUUGGACCGAUGGUUGCUGCAGCUUGUGUAUUCACCUGUCCGGCGUUUGUUCUUUGUCUUGUUUUGUUUCUAGUCAUGAGAGUGGGAUACAGCUAGUUAAGAACGUAAUAUCAUUCAAUCAUCUAAUGCAGUACAUGAAAUUAUGAGUCAAGCCUCGA
Messenger RNA from Microdochium trichocladiopsis, 1205 nucleotides. RefSeq names its product ras family-domain-containing protein. Gene Ontology annotation, molecular function: GTP binding; GTPase activity. Lineage: Eukaryota; Fungi; Ascomycota; Sordariomycetes; Xylariales; Microdochiaceae. The record is from RefSeq and is a predicted model, not a curated record. The coding region runs from base 167 to 808 and encodes 213 amino acids. The transcript has 2 exons.